UUUCAAUUCACGCUUCAUUAUUUUUUUUUCUUUUCUUUUUAAGUACAUACCAUGUCAAACAACAAACAACCUCUUGAAGGUCUCACUAUUCGUAUUUGGGAUGUCGAUAACAAGGAUGACAAAAAGAAAGGAAGUGAAGGCUUCAGAGAAUACACUGAGCAAAUAGGUUCAACUGAUCUCAAACAUACUGUACAUAAAUGGGAUAAGAAAGAAAAAAAGCAAGAUACUAAACAAGGCCUAAAGAAGUCAACGCGUGAUUGGGCAGCAGAAGACAAGAAAUUAAACCAAGUACAAGAAUUAUCGCUUGUCAGUCGAUCUGAUAACAAUGACAGUAAUCAAAGCUUGAAAACGGUAGCAUUACAACAUGAAUUAUGGUCGUUGAUCUUAUCCAAGGUCUCUGUCAUUCAGGAUGCCUUUGACAAGAAACAAUGGGACCCUAUUGUAGAUCUAUUACGUAAACUUCGAGAAGGUGUCUAUGCUUCUCAUUGGAGUGAAGGCAAUUAUGGAUUUGCUAUCCAAGUAUUUCAACUCUCUAUUGACUGUGCUAUUAAAGCAGGUCGAUAUGAAGAACUUGCUAAAUCCUUGGUUGGACUGAUAGAGAAUCUCUAUGUGGUUUUAAAGCAACCUGUUUCCCCUUAUUAUGUUGUUCUGGACAUUAUCUAUCACUGCUGCUACCUUCGAAAUGUCAAGAAAGCGAAUUAUCGUACUUUACUUCUCUCCUUAGACACAAAUGAAGGUAAAUUUGGUAAAUCAUUGAUCAAGUCUAUCGUGACUCAAAACCCAAUUCGCUAUUUUGAACAUUACCACUACAAUCCAUACCCUACAUUUAAAAUACUGAUGAGUCACUAUAAUGACACAAUGCGUGUCUUGGCCAUUGAAAUGCUAUGUAAAGCCUAUAUGUCGACCUCUCUUGCUUGGGUGGGGAAAUGGAUAGGCAUUUAUCAUGAUAAUGGACAAGUACUGAAUGAAAUGGAGAAAUUAGUUCAGCCAAGUUGUAUCAAAUCUGUGGAUUAUGAUCAUCAAAUUGUAUAUCUUGUAAAAAAGUCAAAACGAUAAAAUAUUUAUUUCACAAUUAAUGCUUUAUUAAAUACUCGGUCUAUACCAUGAUGUAUAUCUAUAGAGAGAGAGAUUAACAGACUUCCACAAGAGAGGGGCUAGAUGGAAGCCUUAGGAAUGCAGCUUGAGAUCUUUUGACGAAAUUUAUAUAGGUCUCUCUCUCUCUCUCUCUCUCUCUGGAAAGGAGGCGUUCUGUAUGUAACUUACUACAAAAAAAAAAC
Gilbertella persicaria is the source of this 1277-nucleotide messenger RNA. RefSeq lists its product as uncharacterized. Lineage: Eukaryota; Fungi; Mucoromycota; Mucoromycetes; Mucorales; Choanephoraceae. The record is from RefSeq and is a predicted model, not a curated record. The coding region runs from base 52 to 1056 and encodes 334 amino acids. The transcript is spliced from 7 exons.